Messenger RNA from Drosophila obscura, 2487 nucleotides. RefSeq names its product protein nanos (gene nanos). Gene Ontology annotation, biological process: oogenesis; negative regulation of translation. Gene Ontology annotation, molecular function: mRNA binding; zinc ion binding. The coding region runs from base 220 to 1431 and encodes 403 amino acids. The record is from RefSeq and is a predicted model, not a curated record. NCBI's taxonomy places the organism in Eukaryota, Metazoa, Arthropoda, Insecta, Diptera, Drosophilidae. Gene Ontology annotation, cellular component: perinuclear region of cytoplasm. The transcript is spliced from 4 exons.
UUUGUAGCUGGCGCCAGUAGUCUUCGGGAUCAAAGCAAAAAAAAAAAAUUGUUUAGUCGCGCAAAAUUUGACGCCGCGCAAAACUGAGUUGUUGUUUUUGUACAAAUAAUUGUUUUAAGUGAAGAAGUAAAGCGAAUACUUCAAAAAAUUAGGCUUUACUCGGUUUUCGUGAGUGUGAGGUUUGGUGCGCGCAAUUACGGUAAACACUUGGACUUUGUCAUGUUUCGCAGCAGCCUGGAAGGCAACGCCAACAGCAACGCCGCCUCAAACGACAACUAUGCGGCGUUUCAUAGCAGGGGCGGCCUCAACCUGCUGGGCCUCCAAGACCUCUACUUGGACACGGCAUCCACGCUAGGUUCUGCCAGCUCCAGCCUGCCGCCGACGCCCAGCGUCUCGUCGGGCACACUGAGUCCGCCCAGCACGCCCCUGACCCCGGAACCCACGCAAUUCGGUUCCCAGACUCAGUUCCCGCUGCUGACGGACAAUGGCAACAUGAACAUGGGCAUCCACACCGGCAACAACAUGCUGCUGCAUCAGCAUUACCAAUACCACCUGAUCAUCCAGAAGCAGCAGCAGCAGUUGGCGCUGGCCAACCAUCAGUUGGCGCUGGCCGCAUCCGCGGCUGCCGCUGGCGUCAAUCAUCAGCAAAAGGAUGAGAUAGCGCGCUCCCUGAAGGUAUUUGCUCAGCUGACAAGCGGACCGGCAGACAAUGUGUCCGGCUCUAUGCAGGAUGUUAUGCAGGAGUUUGCGAGCAACGGAUACGUGAGCGAUGAUCUCAAUUGCUUUGCCUACAGUCCGGCCCCUACGCCGGCAAAUCACCUACACCGCAAUUUGGCCGCAGCCGGAGGACAACCCAAUCCACCGCAGCAGGUUGUGCCCGCACCAGCCCCACUGUCCGCACGCUGGCUCCACAACUAUCGCGAGCAGCUGAACAAUGUGUGGCGCUCCAUGGCCUACAUGCCCUGCAUUGGGCCAACCAAUGUGGGACUGCAGGCCCAGGCCCAGGCGCAGGCACAGGCAGCAGCUGUCGCCGCCAGUGGCGUCGGACCAAACAAUCUGAGCGCCAUGGGAUUGGGGCUGCCCUUGCAGCCGGAUCAUUUCCGACAUGGCAACAAUCCAAGUAACAACAACAGCAACAAGAUGAAUAAGCGCUACAAGCCCAACCAGAUCAGCCGCCACUGCGUGUUCUGUGAGAACAACAACGAACCGGAGGCGGUGGUCAACAGUCACUCGGUGCGCGACAAUUUGAAUCGCGUACUGUGCCCCAAGCUGCGCACCUAUGUGUGCCCAAUAUGCGGGGCAUCGGGCGACUCGGCGCACACCAUCAAAUACUGCCCGAAGAAGCCGAUCAUAACCAUGGAAGAUGCCAUCAAGGCGGAGUCAUUCCGCCUGGCAAAGAGCAGCUACUACAAGCAGCAGAUGAAGGUUUAGAAUAGGUCUAGCCGAACCACACACGGAAACUCUGGCAGUUUCAACUGCGCGUAUAUAGCUUGAUAUAUAUGCGAUUUCGGUUCCUGUGCUGGAUACUAGAAGAUAUUAGCGCCUGGCGCGUUCGAUUUUAUAGUUUCUCAAACUAGUCUGCGACUAAGAGUAGUCGUCAGUGACUGAUCACUCAAAUCAAAUCACAUCAAUAAUUUUUUCAUAAAUCUAAACUCUUUUUUUUUUAUCAUAAAUCAAUGUUUCCAAGAACCAAAUAAUUAUUUAAGGAAUACUCACAAGAUCGUUAUAAUUGCCAAAUCGUGGUUGCCAAUGGAAACAUUUCACAAUAUGAAACUUGAACAGAAUUGGUCCACGAAAUUUUGGCAACAUUAUCACAAAUGUUGUGCCGCAAGAGGCAUAAAUAUUUAUCACUAGAGUUGAGUAGAGGACUUUGAAUUUCGAUAUGGCAAUCGUAUUAGAAUAUAUGUAUAAUAUCAAAAUUUGCCAACGUAACAAGAAACGAACGAUAUCGUUGGCAACAAUUUCAUUGAAACUUUUUAAAAUUUGACACUAAAUAGUUGAUAGACAAAAAUUUUAUUACAUGUAUCGCAAAUACAUAAAUCACACAACACAAACACACAUAUCUGCGAGUAUAUAAAUGUUAUAUAUAUUUAUUCAAUCAUGUUCCUUCAUUCGUUCGAAUCAUUUAUCAAAUAUCAUUACUAUAAAUUUUCCAUUUUUUUUAUAUAAAUGUUCACCUUAUAUCGAUUUCGCUCACAUGUCACUCAAUAUUCGAAUUGAAAAUUGUGAGACUACCAUUUUAUAUCCUUUUUUAAAUUUUUUUAAUAAAUGUACAUUCAUUUGCCAUUACGUUAAUCGAAAUUCGAAUGGUUCGUAAUGUAAAUACAUCAUUGUAAACCGAUAAACCCAAUGGCGGAUCAUGUAUUUAACCAUAAAUUCAAAAUCGAAUUCUUUUUCCAAAUUUUUUUUAUAAAAAUGUAUACAAAUGAAGUUGAAAAUGUAAUGCAAUCGCAAAAUAUGUCAAAUAAAGUUAUAAAUCAACAAGUU